AUGAUGGAGUUGUUACAACUACCCACAACAUGUGAGUGUCUUUUACCGCUAGACGCUGCUGUGAUGGCGGCGUAUGGUCCGAGUGCCAUUUAUUUCUUUCCGCUCUCGCAAUUAUUUAACGCGGUAACGGCAACGGCAACAGUAACGGCACCUAAAGGUUUUCAUAGUGUUGAGUUGUCCUCCCAUUGGGGCUGUUGUGCGCCAUGGCACCCGCCUGGAGCCUCACUGGAGCGUUGUGGUGUGUUUUACGAGCAAUCGGGGCUCGUACGCUUCCGCAGUUGCAGUUUCGGUGACAUGCCUCAACAAAAACGUGUUGAUGGCAAAACAAAAAAGGGAAAAAAGGGUGAGGAAAGUGUUUUUGACCCCGCUGUAAAGGGUUUGGAUGGUAUUGAAGAAAUGGCGGUAUUCUUCGGCACAACGUUGGUAGUCCGCACCGGUGCAGAGGCAUUGUUUUUUGCCCUUGAUCCGGCAAGUAAUCCCGGGGAGGAGAAAUUGCCGCUUAUCGGUCGCACAGCACUCCCACAGGGAAAAUCGAUAUCGACGACAACGCCGUCAAACGAUGUUAGCGCUGAUAAUUUGUGGUAUUUCAUGGGAGCAUCUCACCCAACAAGUAUUGUAGAUGAAGGCGACCGCUACAUUUGCGUGGCCUCAUUUGACAGGAAGGAACGGAAGCUGGAGGCGGUUUUGUUGGCGGUCUCCGACACACGAGCUGUGCAACUGAAGCGUACCAAAGUUGGGGGCUUGAAAGUCUCACCAGAUGCAGGAAAGUUUUUCUGUUGCGCCUUUAAUUGGUCGCUGCGGCAGUUGAUUGUUGUUUUCAAAGGUAAGAAGGGAAAGACAAGUGGGACCACCUUGGCACUUUCCCUAGAGUCCAUGUCCCUUACUGCAGAAAACAUAACGGUUCCACCAAAAGCAAUGGACUUGACGUACACUACCGCUGGAGAAGCGUGGGCCCUCACCACCGCUAACGAAGAUGGUGCGCUUAUAAUUAAAAAUUUAAUGGCAGCCGACGCCGGCCGCGAAGUGCGUUUGCCCUCCCUGAAGGGACGACAAGCAAGUGGAAAUGGCAACCAUGAUGACCAGAAGAAAAAGAAAAAGGAAGAGGAAGAGGAAGGAGAAGGAGAAGGAGAAGAUGUCCACACAUGUCUCACAGCCGUGGGGUCUACGGUAUGUGUGUUGUAUGGAAAGGCGGUCGCGAUGGUGUGCACUGAUGAUAGCGCAAACAAGGGAGGAGCCAAGUCAAGCAAAGAUUCCGUUACAUUUAGCGGGCAUACCCAAACUGGAGGUGAAGAAUCGCUUUAUGCAUGGUUACUGAAGCAGCAGCAACGGAAAGUGGAUGAGAGUGAGGAAGAAGAGCACCAGCAGGAGCUGCGUGAGGUGAUAAAUUUCUUACAGGGUACCGUGAAGGGACCGCCCACCCUCAUCGUCCGUGACUGCCGUUACGUAUCGCAGAAGAAUGGGGUGUACAAUCACGAUGUCCUCGAUAGCAUUCAGGCGAAUUCAAAAAUGAAGGUGUACUACAAGCAACUGCUGCGUUACAUUGCCAUCGCUCAAUCCCUUCAUCCUGUCACUAUUUUACUUGCCUUGCACGUGGAAAACCCGAGUGUUCGUCUGAGCGUCGCCGCACUGCUUGCUGUGAAGCCGGCGCUUGCUGCUGGAGGUUUGCGACUACUCGAGUGGGGCGGUCCCACACGAUCUCAUUUCAACAAAAGUGGAGACGGCAACUACAAAAGCAAUGCUAGGCGAGAGGCUAAACUCUUUGGUGCAGCGCUGUUAAACUCAGCUCUAGACGCCCUUUCCGCUGGUGCACUCGGUGCUGUUGAAGUGCUGUGUGCGGUAGCAGAUAUUACACUUAUGGCAGCCCUCACACCCAAUUCCUCAUGUACUGUCGCGGGCAAAAGCGAUAGUUUUAGACAAGCUGCAAACCACAACCGCCAGGAUGGCAAUGCGGUUACUCGUGAAGAAGUGGAAGCGGAACUCACAAUUGUGGAUUGCAUUGCAGUACUCACAAGUUAUGCGCGGUGGGCUCUUGUCACGGCGGCACCAUCCCUCGGCACCAUUACCGCACACCUCGCCCCCCCACGCACUGAUGAAAGUCGCCGAAAGGAGGCAAUGAUUAGGGACCGCGUGGCGCAUGCGAUCACAACAUCGCGGGAUAUUCAAAUUGAUGUCUUUCCGCUGCGCUGCCGAUAA
Molecule: messenger RNA, 2193 nt
Organism: Trypanosoma brucei brucei TREU927
Lineage: Eukaryota; Euglenozoa; Kinetoplastea; Trypanosomatida; Trypanosomatidae
Gene: Tb927.6.630
Exons: 1
Coding region: 1-2193 (730 amino acids)
Source: RefSeq, a predicted model, not a curated record